AAACUUAUCGUUACCUUGGUAUCAAAACACUAGCUGGUGGUGAACUGUAUGAAAGGUUAAGAGAAAAGAGAGAGAAAACAAGAGAAAGAAUGAAGGCAUCACUUGAUUUAAUAACAAAGAAUAACAAGUCAAUUGCUUUAACAGAACAGCAGAAUGCUACUAUAUCAUGUACUAAUACUGAACUACAAGGACAACAAGCAAUGUGUAGUACUGGUAAAACAAAAUACUCAUUAACUCCAUUAAACAUUACAUACUCACCCGGUGUGGAGCAACUGGAUCAUGAAGAGAAACAAAUAUGUUCAGUCCAUCGUAUAUUACCUGAUGUAUAUUUACACUGUAAAGGAGUAAUGAUUGCUGAGAGUAGGAAAUGUGGAGGGAAGCUACGUCUGAUGGAUGCUAGGAAGUUGUGUCGUAUUGAUGUAAAUAAAACUAGAAAGAUAUAUAAUCAUCUUGUGUCUAAAAAACUUGUACAACAACAUUAAUGCAUGUAUUUAUCA
Molecule: messenger RNA, 497 nt
Organism: Amphimedon queenslandica
Lineage: Eukaryota; Metazoa; Porifera; Demospongiae; Haplosclerida; Niphatidae
Product: transcriptional adapter 2-alpha-like
Exons: 5
Coding region: 90-482 (130 amino acids)
Biological process (GO): regulation of transcription by RNA polymerase II; chromatin remodeling
Cellular component (GO): SAGA-type complex; nucleus
Molecular function (GO): transcription coactivator activity; protein binding; chromatin binding
Source: RefSeq, a predicted model, not a curated record